This is a messenger RNA of Sclerotinia borealis F-4128, 6174 nucleotides long. The record is from the annotation of a GenBank genome assembly. NCBI's taxonomy places the organism in Eukaryota, Fungi, Ascomycota, Leotiomycetes, Helotiales, Sclerotiniaceae.
AUGGCCUCGACAGCUCGACCGAGCUCUAAAAAUGGCUCAAGUGAACUUCCGGGCAGAAUAGAGCCAUCCCCCACCCCCGAACUCGAUAUCAAGAAACUCCAAUCGCUCCCAUCAGAACAACAAGACCUAUACCUCCUUAAUUUUGCCUCGACUCUCACAAGACAUGUGGAAAGCCUGGAACCAGACGACUGCACCGCGCAACAGCUUUACCUCAAGAAAGAACUCUUUCAGAUACUCAAUCUCGCAGCUCCCCCUCCAACCAGAGUGAUUCGAAAUAAUUUGGGACGAUGCUUCGCGCAUGUGCUAGGGAAGGGGGAUAGGAAGCUGCUCUUCGAAACUAUAAAUGAUCUGGUUACCAUAGUCAGUAGUGGAAAGACAAAAACCGAGGGGGAUUUUAGGACGAAGCAUGCGGCUGCUUACUGUUUAGGGGAUGUCUUCGCAGCCGCUGGAGACAGCGCAAUUGGACUACAUCCUUUGGCAUGCAGUGCAUUGUUGAAACUGUUAAAGUCCGCGCAAAACAAUGCGGGUCUACGAGCGGCGAUAUUCAAGGCUUCGAGCAAGAUUGUUGGAAUGGUUGCGACAAGUAUGGACGACACAAUCGCAAAGGAUGUAUGGAAACAAGCCAGAAGUUAUGCUUCAAGUGAAAAGUCGGCACUGGUACAGAUUGCUGCGUGUAGGUGCUUGAAGAGUCUGUGGAAAUAUACACAGUAUUACGAUAAUUCGAGCGAUUUCGAAAGUCUCAAGUCAACAAUUUUCAAGACCAUAGAUUCGCCCAGCGCAUUGGUUCGACAGGCCGCAGCAGAGUGCUUGGCAGAGGCAUUGGUGAAGAGUCACUCGGAAGAACCCCCUCGGGAUAACGAUAUGCCUAUGAUUAAAAAGAUCAAAAGGGCGAAUACUAAUAAACGUUCAUCUGUAAUAGCUGGUCCCGGGCUCGAUGAUGAUGACCUACCCUCGAGGCCCGGGACUCCUACUAGCAACAAAAAGAGCCAAAUACUCACCCUUUCGCUACAGGAAAUGCUGAAAGUGUUGUCGAAUCAGUACAUCAAAAUAUCUACAACUAAUAAAGCCCGAGCUGGAAUAGCUGUCUGCUAUAGUCGGAUAUUUAAGAGUAUGAGUGAGAGAACUGUCGAAAUGAUGUAUUUGCAGAUAGUGGACCAUCUGACCGUGGAGCUUCUGAGCCAUGCAAACAUCACCUGUAAUAGGUAUCGUUUGUUGAGUACACGCAAGUUCGUGCAAAUCAUCCUCGAAGAUGUGGUCGGUCAAUCCAUACUCGGCGAAUCUGGACAAUUGGACGCUGCAAAGGCUCUAGUAAAUGAUAUCCUGAGAAAUUACCCUCAGGUCAUCAAGGAAAGAGCCGAGCCUUCAAAACAUACACUCAUCGCCACACUGAGCGCAUUGGCAUCCUUGAUUAAGACUUUGGGAUCUGCAGCGAAUGUGAUUGCCGAAGGUUGUCGAGAUGGACUGUUACAGGUUCUUCAGCAUCCAAGUUACACGGUCCAAAUUUAUACUUCAUACUGUUUGCGGGCAUUCACGUUGGCUUGUCCGCAGCAAUUAUUACCAUGCCUUACAAUUUGCAUGAAUAGUGUCAAUCGAGAAUUAAACUUAUUGAAUACUGGAAGAAACUCACCAAGACGAUGUGUUGGAUAUGCCAACGGACUGUCUGCUAUGAUUAGCACAGCAAACUUACAGCCACUUUAUGGCUCAGUAGAUGUCAACAGCCGUGUGCUUUCUCUCGCGACUAGUCUUCUCAAGUCUAGUAGCAAGUCAGAAUUACGCAUCUCAAGCACCCAGGUUCAAGUAGCAUGGAUACUUAUAGGCGGGUUGAUGUCUCUGGGUCCAAAUUUUGUAAAGAUCCACCUCUCCCAAUUACUUUUACUAUGGAAAAAUGCGUUGCCGAAGCCUCUCGCAAAGGACAAUACUUCUCAGCGAAGCUUCCUCGAAUCUUCCUUCCUCACUCAUGUUAGAGAGUGUGCACUUGGUUCCAUCUUGGCGUUUUUGCAAUUCAACAGCCGCCUCCUUACUGCGGAUGUCUCCAAGCGAAUUGCUGCUAUGCUUACAAAUACCUCGGCCUUUUUGAAGAGUCUCCCAUCCAAAAAAUUGUCGGAUGAUGUUACACAAAGGUUGACUCCAUCAUUGCAACUGCAGGAUCUGGAUUUGAUGGUCCAGCGUCGUGUUCUUCAAUGUUAUGCAAGGCUAGUUACUCUUAGUCCAGUUGGUGGAAGUGAAGCACUAUUACAAUCAAAUCUUCUUACGCUUGCUGUAUCAUUCUUCGCCGAUCCUGAAAACUACAGUCCGAGUUCAUUGUCUUCGUCGAUUGCGAGCUCGGCCGGUAACUUCGAGACCGUGUGGGAUGUCGGAGAUAAUUCUGGAUUUGGGGUCACAGGACUCGUUCGAGGCUUCAAUGUUCAGAAAUUGGCUUCUGAACAGGAAAAUGGAUCUCAGGAUGACUGGGUAAAGGAAACAGGGUCAGAUAUUGACAUAUCAAGCGUACUGCUGUCCCCAAUUUGCAGCUCGCUUGAGCAUGACUCCAUUUCACUGUACUUGGGCAAUAUUGAGAGAGGAAAUAUUCUACCAGACCCGCCGGCCACGGAAGUCGUCAAUAUCGCUAUCAGAUUGUUCGCAAUCGCUUUCCCGAUUACACCUCCAAAGAUUCAGGAAAGCAUACUGGAACAAAUCGCCACGUUCUUAUCUACAGGUGCGCUUCAACGAGAUCCUGGACGAAAGGCUGCGAUAAAUGUCAAUAUUGCAACUGCACUCUUUUCCGCGCUCAAGGUGGCUGUGAAAGAGACAUCAUCCCCUCCUGGUGACCUUACCAACUCUGCUGUGGAGAAGCUUAUGCAAGAAAUGUUGCGAUCUUUCGUUGUUCAUCACGACCAAUAUGUACGUAACAUCGGCUACGAAUCACUAGCCCGACUCUGUAACAGCUCUGGUAAUACGUAUACCAAUCUGGAAAUCAAAUACCUUAUUGAUACUAUUGUGAGCAACCGUGAGCCAAGUGCAAGAGCUGGUUGUGCAAUGGCAUUGGGGUGUAUUCAUUCCCAAGUCGGGGGUAUGGCGGCAGGCUUUCACCUGAAGACUAUCUUGGGUAUAUUGAUGUCUUUAUGCAAUGAUCCACAUCCAACUGUUCAUAUUUGGGCGCUGGAGUCGCUGUCGCGUGUUGCAGAUUCAGCUGGGCUCACAUUUUCGGGAUAUGUGUCGAGUACACUUGGUAUGUUGUGCCAGUUGUAUGUUUCAGAUACACACAACGAGGAAAUCUCUUCAUUGGCGACUUCGAAUCUGGAAUUGGAGCUAUCUACUACUGCCGUUAUUGCGCGUUGUAUCGAUUCGUUGGUCAAUGUUCUUGGCCCUGAUCUUCAAGAUAUGACCAAAGCGAGAGAUUUGAUACUUACUAUGGUAGCUCAGUUCGGGGAAGAGGAGAAUAUUCUAGUUCUGGCCGGAAGCCUGAAGUGUCAGGAACAUCUAGCUUUAUAUGCUCCAGGUCACAUGGAUUUCGUCGAGUAUGUCGUUCUUCUCCAGAAAGAUCUCAAAUCGGACAUAUCAUUACUAAGAGACAUUGCGAUUGACGGUUUAUAUAACCUCAUGAAGCGCAAUUCGGAAGACGUCGUCAAAGCCGCUGAGGCUGGGUUUGAAGAUCAGCUGUGGCUGGCUUUGGAUUCAGAUCCUGCACAUGAUGGUAUUAGAAAUGUUAUCCGAAAUUGGUUGCAACAAUCCUGUUUGACUGAAACCCCACGAUGGCUGCAAAGAUGCCAGACUGUCCUAUCGAUGACAAGACCCAAAGCAGAAGAUUCCACGGCCAUAUCUACAAAAGUCGGUGCUCUGCCUGAUCUUCAGGACGAAGAAGUAGCAGGCUUCGCAGCUGCUUCUGGCAUGACCAAAGAUACAAGCACCCCAGCCGCUGGUCAGGAACCACUUAGGUGGCAAGUUCGAACUUUCGCCAUGAGCUGUUUGGGAGAAAUCUUCGCAUUGGUCAGCAAGGAUCUAGCAGCUAACGGUAGCUCAUCUGCGGAAGUUGCGCUGCAGAAAAGGGCAGCAGAUGUUAUUCGAAUGGCAUUUUCUGCUUCUACGUCUAACGUUGUGGAACUCCGAGUUUGGGGUCUAAAGAUAAUUGAUGCAGUUCUAAAGAUGUUCGGUCACACACCAGAUCCCGAUUUUGCUGAAGCUCCUCUUCUGGAACAAUACCAGGCUCAAAUUAGUUCUGCUCUGACCCCAGCUUUCGCCGCUGAUUCUUCGCCUGAAUUGGCUUCCGAGGCCGUUAACGUUUGCGCUGCCUUCAUCGCGACUGGUAUUGUUACUGAUGUCGAUCGGAUGGGUCGUAUUCUUAAAACUCUAGUUACAGCGUUGGAGAAUUUCUCGACAGAAUCUGAAGUUGCGUCGAUUGGAGAUCUCAAAGGUCUCAGCUCCAAUGCUCAAGUCAUGGUCAAAAUGGCAGUGUUCUCUGCCUGGGCUGAGUUACAAGUAGCUAGUACGGAACAGAAGUAUCUUGUGAAUGUCCUGAAGCCAUACAUUGGUACAUUGACUCCUCUGUGGCUUGCAUCGCUGAGAGAAUUUGCUCGUUUGAGAUUUGAGCCAGACAUUUCCAUGAGCUUAGGUCCUCCAUCUUUGUCGGGCAGUUUGGAUAGCAUUUACUCUGCCUUGAACCGAGAGACUCUGUUACGAUUCUAUCAAGAUUCAUGGCUCAAGCUUGUUGACGCUAUCGCUAGUCUUAUUGAGCAGGAUAGCGAAUUCGUCUUCAAUGCCCUUGAUGGUAAGGAAGCUGAUGCCCCCGCAACGAAUGGAAAUUCCAAAGGGAAUGAUAUUAAUUACCGAGAUGAACCAGUCGCAUUCUUCUUCGUUCUAUUCGGCAUUGCAUUUGAAGCUCUCGUUGCCAAACCCGGAAGCGAGGCUCUGGCAUCGAAAGGACAAACCCUCGAGAUCUUACAGGCUUUGAAGAAAAUCUUGCAUCCUAGUGUAUCUGGCCACGCGAUUUACCGAGAGGCCAUUUUCUCGGAAACGAUGGAUUUGCUAGAUCGCCUUGUUCUCACUGAAGGCCUCGAUGUUCAAACAGUUAUCGUCCAAAUUGCGAGAAGCUUGUGUAUUUCCCAUCCGUCCGCUACCAAGGCAGACGUUGCCGAGGGUGAGGAAUUGUCGGAAGAUAUUGAACAGCUAUUCGAGCUGACAAGGAUUAUUGUUUUGGUACUUGCUGGCCUUCUACCAAAUUUAAUUGAAGCACAGCAACCUGCUCGCCACCAAUUAACCGAGGAAGCUGUAUCCCUUGUUAGAGUAUCUCUUAAUGCAUUAGUCGAUGCUGCCGAAGUGUUCCCGUCGAUAAUCAAAACAGAUCUGCAUGCUUGCAUCAUUCACAUAUUCGCUACUAUUCUCGGGACAGGAAGUUGCCAAGCUGUGGUCGUUCCUCAAUCGCUCCCGAUACUCAAACGAUUUAUCACGAGUGUCUCAGCAUCAUACAAAACACAGAAUCCUAAACACAACACCAGCAUUAUACAAUUACAAGGCUGUCUCAAACGAUUCCUCUCUAUAUAUAUGAAUGCCCAAAAACGAGAAACAGAAGUAUCUCUACCAUGUGUUAAGAACACCCUUCUCGCUUCCACAUUAUUACUUACUAGUGGGACAAACUACUUGUCCGCCAGCGAACCACUUGUCACUCGAUUCCUCGAUGAAGUCGUAGAUUGUCUCAGUGAUCGAAUGACCGCAAAAGUAGCAGCAAACUGCGUUCGCAGUCUUCUCCUCACAACAUCGAAAACGCCUGCCGAUCAAAGCAUCGCACGCUAUCUCUUACCUCUCCUCAUCACCUUCAGCAUCAAUACCGCAACCGAAGACCCCGAAAACGCCCGCGCCUUAACACUGCAUGCUCUAACGACAUUCGUCAUUUCACUCGAAGGCAAACAGAGAGCAGUAGCUAUGUCGGUAGUCAUACCCACAUUAUUGAAACGCGCCAGUGGUGAUGGAGAGAAAGUAUGGAGAGAAACAAAUGCGAGAUUGCUAGAGAUGGCGGCGGCUGAUGCGACGGCUUUUAGGGCCGUGGUUGGUGGGAUGACGACUGAGCAGAAGGGGUUUAUGGAGGGGGUGCUAGUUAAGGGGAGAGAGAGUGGGGGUGGAAGUGGGAGGGGGAGGGUGGAUGGUGUGGAUGAGGGGGGAAGGGAACCGAGCAUUGCGUUGAGAAUGGAUUUUGGUGGGUAA